Messenger RNA from Penicillium psychrosexuale, 1557 nucleotides. RefSeq lists its product as uncharacterized. The record is from RefSeq and is a predicted model, not a curated record. The transcript is spliced from 3 exons. Lineage: Eukaryota; Fungi; Ascomycota; Eurotiomycetes; Eurotiales; Aspergillaceae. Gene Ontology annotation, molecular function: metal ion binding. Bases 1 to 1557 code for a protein of 518 amino acids.
AUGGCGGCUCCUGGUCGUCCUCAAUUUUUCUGUACCCGUCCUGAUGGGUCCUUGACUCCUCUGGUAGCAGUUGAUGAGCUACCCACUAACGUCACCAUCCAUGGUGCCCCUCGUAUCAUCACUGCUGGGGAGACCCAGGGUAUGACCAGCUGUGGCCUGGCUGCCCAACGUCCCGAACCUUGGUCUGUCGAGGGACUUCCCAAGUCCUCUGAGGCUCAGGCAGGUCUGCCUGAUAUGCACAGCCUCUUGCUGCAGCUUAUCACCGAUAAGAAUGUACCUGAGGACAUGCAGGCAUCUGCCAAAGCCAUUCUCUUCGAGGGAAUCGACAACGGACGUGUCGGUCAAGGCACUCCUUCCAACGGACUUUCUCCAAUGGCGCCGAUAUUCCAGGCAAAGAACAACCACGUCGGCAACAAGCAUGCUCCAACUUCCAAGAAGGAAUACUGCUCGUACUGGAUUCGCCAUGGUGAAUGCGAUUACUCCCAGCAAGGUUGCUUGUACAAGCAUGAAAUGCCCAAUGAGCAGGAGUUGGUUGAGAAACUUGGGCUGCGUGAUAUUCCCCGCUGGUACCGCGAGAAGUUCAACGUAACCAGCCUUUUGCACCCAAAUCGUAAUCGCCCCCAGCUGACCAUUGCGGAUCAGCAACCCCCCAUGCGGGCCCUGCCGUCCUCGGCUUCGCCUACCGACGAGACCAACGCCGACAAGGCGUCCAAUGUCCGUGCAACCCCGAAGUUGAGCAAGUCUGCCGAGUUCACCAAGUCCCCUCCCCGUGGACCAUCCAACCGUGGAGGUCACAACGGAUUUGGUAACCGCGGUGGCCGAAACGGGGCUCCCAAUGGACAUCAUGUCAGCAACUGGAAAGGUUCCCACCGUGGUGGUCGUAACCGAAACAUGGGCUCCACUCGUCACGGUAUGAUGAGCGAGCGUGACAGUGAUCGCAGCGGCGAGUGUUCCCCCCGUGCCUCAGCUGUCGCCCGUUAUGAUGCUCAGGCAUUUGGCCGCGAUCAAGUUCGCACCCCUAUCCCCGCGCUGCGCAGCAUGAUCACUAUCGAUACCGACCAACGUCCCAACGAAUGUCUUUUGGAUGACGGUAACUUUCAAACCCGGAACCUCUACCGGAAUAUCAAUAGCCUGACCGAGUGUGAUGAAGAUACCUUCGAAGACGCCCUGAACAAGCCGAUUGAGCCCAACCACCGUGUCCAGUCCUCUCACGUGUACCAGCACGACUCGAACACUUCUUCCGAUGGUGGUGUCAUGCUCCCCAAGGACCAUGCCGCGUGGGAUUCGAACUUCGGUUCAUUCGCUCAUGUUGAUAUCCCUGCUCGCAAGCAGUCGGAGUCGAACAGCUCUCGUGCCACCGUCCAGAGGGAUUACGGAUCUUCCACUCCUCGCAUUGGAGACCUUCAGCUCAAUGACAAUGUGCCCCUGAGCUCGAAUGACACCCGUGUCACCUGGGGUCCCAUUGGAGGUCCCAUUCUCAAGCGUACCAGCCCUCCUCUCGAGAACAUCUCGCACAUGUUUGGACCUUACUCCAACACUCUCCGCCGCAGCAACUAA